AUGGCUGCAAGCAGUAGCCAUUCUUCUGCCCGCGAUGUCUACGAAGCCAGCCUAUCGGGCGCCCAGGACCGCCCGUUCCUCCCCCGGUUGAGGUCAGACCCACCUAUUAAUCCACCCAUAUGUCACAGCCUACGAGAGUUUCGUGCACGCGAAACGCCCGAAGAAAAAGAGAAACGCCUGCGGAAACUGUGGAGACGGCUCCCUGAAUGGAAUCGCCCCCGAGGUCUAGACGAUGAAGCAGUCGCAACGGCAUAUCCUGUGCAGGAGGGAGGUUCACUAACAGCUGAGAGUGCAAAGAGAUUAGAGGAGAUGUACGACGACGAACUCCUGGGUCGAUGUGGUGGCCAUACCGCAGGAUUUCUGCAUCGGAAUAUCUCAUGGAGGGACUUUGAGAAAUAUGCGGAUGCGAAGGAAGCUGAACUAUGGCAUAUUUUUCAUGACGAGCUGGAUUUGGACGGCAACGGCCACCUCGAUGGCGAAGAAGUCUCGUUGGCGUUGACAAAAGCUGGAAUAUCCUUGUCACCUUCUACAUUGGCGGAAUUCAUGACAUUUCUUACGUUCUCUCCGCAUUCGCAUGCCAUCAGCUUCCCGGAAUUCAGAGAUUUCCUACUGUUACUGCCUCGCAAAGCCUCCCCAGCCGAAAUUUUCCGAUACUAUGAAGUCAAGAAGUUCAUGGGUGAUGACGGAAGGGGAGCUGCCCGUGUAACGAUGGAAGGCGAUGUCACCUUGAGCGCGGAGGAUAUGGCCACUACAAAACCCCACCCAGCUGUUAUGCGAGAAGUCGUGAUUACACCCAUAGACUACCCAAACCCCAUUCCAGAGGAGGAAGAUGACGAUGAUGAUGACUUGAUGGAGGAGGAAGAACCACAAGAUCGAAUCGAAAUUCCAAUGGCAGCCAAGUUUCUCCUUGCAGGAGGCAUGGCUGGCGCUGUGUCGCGGUCGUGUACAGCUCCCUUUGAUCGUCUGAAAAUCUUCCUCAUCACACGUCCCCCAGACAUGGGUGGUCUAUCACUGAGCCCUCAGGCACCAGUUCGUGGUGUCAGAGCAAUCGGUGGCGCGAUUGCUCGUAUCUACGCUGAAGGUGGUAUUUUUGCGUUCUGGACAGGCAAUGGACUCUCAGUUCUCAAGAUUCUUCCUGAAUCUGCUAUCAAAUUCUUCUCCUAUGAAUCAUCCAAACGCAUGUUCGCGAAGUACUGGGACAAGGUCGAUGAUCCAAGAGAUAUCAGCGGCACCCAAAUGAUGAGCAGCGCAGGAGCACCCAAGCAGGCUUUACUGUCGACCGCCCGUCGUGUCUGGGGUUUGGGCAAAUUUCGCGCAUUUUAUCGAGGCCUGACCAUUGGUCUGAUCGGUGUUUUCCCAUAUUCCGCUAUCGAUAUGAGCACGUUUGAGGGACUCAAGUUGGCUUAUCUGCGAUCCACCGGCAAAGAGGAGCCUGGCGUUCUAGCUCUCUUAGCCUUUGGCAGCGUGUCCGGAAGCAUCGGGGCAACAAGCGUUUAUCCCAUCAAUCUGGUGCGGACGCGUCUGCAAGCCUCGGGAUCAUCUGGCCAUCCUCAGCGCUAUGCUGGUAUCCUAGAUGUCAUCCAGAAAACCUACGCGCGGGAUGGCUGGCGUGGCUUUUACCGCGGUCUUUUUCCCACAUUAGCAAAGGUGGUCCCUGCAGUGUCCAUCUCAUACCUUGUAUACGAGUCGAGCAAGAGGAGGUUGGGCGUAUAG
Messenger RNA from Sparassis crispa, 1713 nucleotides. Its product is annotated as Calcium-binding mitochondrial carrier SAL1. Gene Ontology annotation, biological process: transmembrane transport. The transcript is spliced from 11 exons. Gene Ontology annotation, molecular function: ATP transmembrane transporter activity; calcium ion binding. The coding region runs from base 1 to 1713 and encodes 570 amino acids. Lineage: Eukaryota; Fungi; Basidiomycota; Agaricomycetes; Polyporales; Sparassidaceae. The record is from RefSeq and is a predicted model, not a curated record.